Messenger RNA from Setaria italica (foxtail millet), 1878 nucleotides. RefSeq names its product adenylosuccinate synthetase 1, chloroplastic. Bases 28 to 1503 code for a protein of 491 amino acids. NCBI's taxonomy places the organism in Eukaryota, Viridiplantae, Streptophyta, Magnoliopsida, Poales, Poaceae. The record is from RefSeq and is a predicted model, not a curated record. Gene Ontology annotation, cellular component: cytoplasm. Gene Ontology annotation, biological process: 'de novo' AMP biosynthetic process; IMP metabolic process. Gene Ontology annotation, molecular function: adenylosuccinate synthase activity; GTP binding. The transcript has 4 exons.
AGCCCGUCCUAAAACCCUCGAACCAUCAUGUCACUCUCCACACUCAGCCACCCGGCCGCCGCCGCCGCCGCCGCCGCCGGGAGCGGGAAAUCCCUUUCCCCUGCUUUCCCGGCGGCGCAGUCGGCGCGUCUUCCUAAGACACGGCCCCAUGCCCCCGCCGCCGUGUCCGCCGCGGCCGCGGCGGCUGUUCACGCGGAUUCCGCGGAGGAUAGGGUUUCGGCGCUGAGCCAGGUCUCCGGCGUGCUGGGGUCGCAGUGGGGAGACGAGGGGAAGGGCAAGCUCGUCGACGUGCUCGCCCCCCGAUUCGACAUCGUCGCGCGUUGCCAGGGGGGAGCAAAUGCUGGACACACCAUCUACAACGCUGAAGGCAAGAAGUUUGCCCUUCAUCUUGUUCCAUCUGGUAUUCUCCAUGAAGGGACACUUUGUGUUGUUGGCAAUGGAGCAGUGAUCCAUGUUCCAGGGUUCUUUGGAGAAAUUGACGGCCUUGAGUCCAAUGGAGUCCGCUGUGAUGGAAGAAUACUGGUCUCUGAUCGAGCACAUCUGCUGUUUGAUCUGCACCAGGUUGUUGAUGGACUUAGGGAAGCUGAGCUGGAAAAUUCUUUUAUUGGGACAACUAAGAGAGGCAUUGGACCUUGUUACUCCAGCAAGGUAACUCGAAAUGGACUGCGAGUUUGUGAUCUAAGGCACAUGGACACUUUUGGGGAUAAACUUGAUGUCUUAUUUAAAGAUGCUGCUUCAAGAUUUCAAGGCUUCGAGUACAGCAAAAGUAUGCUCAAGGAAGAGGUUGAGAGGUACAAGAGGUUUGCAGAGCGCUUGGAGCCCUUCAUUGCUGAUACUGUGCAUGUGUUAAAUGAAUCUAUCCAACAGAAGAAGAAAAUUCUGGUUGAAGGGGGCCAAGCAACUAUGCUGGACAUUGAUUUUGGUACUUAUCCAUUUGUGACUUCUUCGAGCCCUUCAGCUGGCGGGAUAUGCACUGGCCUUGGGAUUGCCCCAAGGGUAGUUGGUGACCUGAUUGGAGUGGUCAAGGCUUACACAUCAAGAGUUGGCUCUGGUCCUUUCCCAACUGAACUAUUUGGAGAGGAAGGUGAUCGCCUUAGGAAAGCUGGAAUGGAAUUUGGCACGACAACAGGUCGCCCAAGGCGAUGUGGCUGGCUUGACAUUGUUGCACUUAAGUACUGCUGCCAAAUCAAUGGGUUCUCUUCACUUAAUUUGACCAAACUUGAUGUUCUGUCUGGGCUGUCAGAAAUUAAGGUGGGUGUUUCAUAUAACCAAGCCGACGGACAGAAACUACAAUCCUUCCCUGGGGAUCUUGACACCCUGGAGCAAGUACAGGUCAACUAUGAGGUGCUGCCAGGUUGGCAAAGUGACAUUUCUUCCAUUAGAAGUUACAAUGAACUUCCCCAAGCUGCGCGCCUCUAUGUGGAGAGGAUAGAGGAGCUUGUUGGUGUCCCAGUGCACUACAUUGGUGUUGGACCUGGGAGAGAUGCUCUCAUAUACAAGUAAAAGCCACUUCAUUUUGUCCUCGAUUGGGCGGAACAAUGGAGCCCUAACUAGCCUUGAGCAUUUUGCUCUUAUUAUUCAUCUUCGUUGCCAUGGUAGCUGUGAUACAGCAAGGUUACUGACUGGUGGAGUGAUCUAAUGCGCGCACUAAUAAAAAGUCUACUGAAACAUCAGCUAAGGUGAAUAAGGAUGAGUUUUGCACUAUGUUCAACUCCACCAAUUGUUUGGUGGCCCAUCAUAUAUUUUGCACUAAUUGUGAACCAUGCCUGGUGGUGUAAUGUGUGAUAUGAAUCUAUAUCGGAUACCCUGCUGGUGCCUGCCUUUCAGUUUCUGGUGAAAAUGAGAUACCCGAUCGAUGUAUGCGCAUGCUUGCUGAAA